ACCUCUCCGACAGUGAUGUAUGAUGUGGAACAGCCCCAGUUCAGGGUUUUCCCUUUUCCGCAGCCGGGAAAGGAUCAUGCCGGAGGAAGCCCUUGAGGACCAGCGCCUGGCCCUGUUGCAAAACCAGAUAAACUUCCAGGCAGGCUGCUUCUUUGCAGUGAGCUGGGAAGGAAAGGCUGUCACGCCGGGUCUCGGCUUCUGCAGUGGCGGCAGGCUCUGGAUUUCCCAAUGGACGCCCCCUUGGUGCCCGGCCGCAAGCGGGCCUCCUCGGCGGCCAACCUCCUUGCCAAAGCAUUGUACCCAGCGCAGCUUGUCAUGCUAAUCAGGCAGGGGUGGGCCGCUUGCACCGCCCUGGGGGCCCAGUGCCGCACCGGAGGCUGCAGGCCCAAGAGCUGCAGCAGAGGUGCGACUUCGGCAUUGCUGGCAAGCCUGUGUGUGAGUGAGCAAAUGAGAGUGAAUUGCUUGGCCUACGAUGAAGCCAUAAUGGCUCAGCAGGAUAGAAUUCAGCAGGAGAUUGCUGUCCAGAACCCCUUAGUCUCCGAAAAGAUGGAAUUGUCAGUCCUGUACAAAGAAUAUGCUGACGAUGACCAUGUAUAUCAACAGAAGAUCAAGGAUCUUCUGAAGAAGUAUUCGUACAUCCGGAAGACGAGGCCAGAUGGAAACUGUUUCUACCGGGCGUUUGGCUUUUCCCAUUUGGAGGCGCUUUUGGAGGACGGGAAAGAGCUGCAACGCUUCAAAGAAGUGGCCGCCAAAAGCAAGGAAGUGUUGGUGUCGCAGGGCUUCACAGAGUUCACCAUUGAGGACUUCCACAACACGUUUAUGGAUCUGAUAGAACAAGUGGAGAAGCAGACCACGGUCUCGGAGCUGCUGGGCUCCUUCAACGACCAGAGCACCUCGGAUUACCUUGUGGUCUACCUGCGGCUGCUCACCUCGGGGUACCUGCAGCGGGAGAACAAGUUUUUCGAGCACUUCAUUGAAGGAGGACGCAGCAUAAAGGAGUUUUGCCAACAGGAGGUGGAGCCCAUGUGCAAGGAGAGCGACCACAUCCACAUCAUUGCGCUGGCCCAGGCCCUCAACGUCUCCAUCCUGGUGGAGUACAUGGACCGGGGCGAGGGCGGCACCACCAACCCCCACGUCUUCCCCGAGGGCUCUGAGCCCAAAGUGUAUCUACUGUACAGACCGGGACACUAUGACAUCCUAUAUAAAUAGCGGGCGGGGGCACCGCCUGGCGAAGGAGCCAAGCCCCCUCCCCACCUCCGUUCUCUGGCGCAUUCUGUCUCGCUCCACGUCGCCCCACCUACCUUCCUUCCUUCCUUCCCGCCGGGCAGCGUUCGUCUGUGGUUGUAAAUGGUGAUCGCUCUUACUGACAUCUCGCCGCUCACUUGGUUGGUUAUUAUUAUUAUUUUUUUCUCUCCCUCUCCUUUUGUUGUUACACUUACACUCUCUUCCGUGUUUUAUUAAAGGGGAUGCCGGUGAAACAAA
Messenger RNA from Anolis carolinensis (green anole), 1482 nucleotides. It is a transcript of the gene otub1, whose product is annotated as OTU deubiquitinase, ubiquitin aldehyde binding 1. The record is from RefSeq and is a predicted model, not a curated record. Lineage: Eukaryota; Metazoa; Chordata; Lepidosauria; Squamata; Anolidae. Gene Ontology annotation, cellular component: nucleus. The transcript is spliced from 7 exons. Gene Ontology annotation, biological process: negative regulation of double-strand break repair; protein K48-linked deubiquitination. The coding region runs from base 229 to 1209 and encodes 326 amino acids. Gene Ontology annotation, molecular function: ubiquitin binding; cysteine-type deubiquitinase activity.